Messenger RNA from Diceros bicornis minor, 939 nucleotides. RefSeq names its product glycoprotein hormones, alpha polypeptide (gene CGA). Gene Ontology annotation, cellular component: follicle-stimulating hormone complex; extracellular region. Gene Ontology annotation, biological process: positive regulation of steroid biosynthetic process; thyroid hormone generation. NCBI's taxonomy places the organism in Eukaryota, Metazoa, Chordata, Mammalia, Perissodactyla, Rhinocerotidae. Gene Ontology annotation, molecular function: follicle-stimulating hormone activity. The transcript has 3 exons. The record is from RefSeq and is a predicted model, not a curated record. The coding region runs from base 303 to 665 and encodes 120 amino acids.
GAUAAAGACAUCGAGGCUUUUUAACAGGAUGAUAUGUUUAAAAAAGAAUUUAUUGUUGUUAUCAUUAAGCCCGAUUCUACUGGUUGCUGUGAGAAAUAGGGAGAUUCAAUUCCUCAUCUCUUUCCUGAAGAGAAAUUGUGUUUUUAUAUACGGCUUUAGAGUGUGUUGGGAGCUGUAAGCAGAGGGGUCAAGAGACUGAUGAUGUGUUAUUAGUAGUAAUGUUAAAACUACUUGUUGUUGUUAUGACUGGCAAGCCAAUUUUAGAGUAACGUUUUUUCCCUUGUCUAUUUUGCAGAAGAGCCAUGGAUUACUACAGAAAAUAUGCAGCUGUCAUUCUGGCCACAUUGUCUGUGUUUCUGCAUAUUCUCCAUUCCUUUCCUGAUGCAGAGUUUACAAUGCAGGGUUGCCCAGAAUGCAAGCUAAAGGAAAACAAAUACUUCUCCAAGCUGGGUGCCCCAAUUUACCAGUGCAUGGGCUGCUGCUUCUCCAGAGCAUAUCCCACUCCAGCAAGGUCCAAGAAGACAAUGUUGGUCCCGAAGAACAUCACCUCAGAAGCCACAUGCUGUGUGGCCAAAGCAUUUACUAAGGCCACAGUGAUGGGAAAUGCCAAGGUGGAGAACCACACGGAGUGCCACUGCAGUACCUGCUAUUAUCACAAAUCUUAAAUAUUUUGCAAAGUGCCAUGUUGAUGACUGCUGAUUUCCUGGAUUGGAAAAUUAAUUUGUUCAGCGUAUAUGGCCUUGUGAGAUAAAAGCCUCCCUUUCCUUACCAUUCCCCUUCGGCGUGCUUCAAGGAUACACUGCAGCUUUAUUGUCUUUCUCUUUAUCUGACAGUAUAAUCAGCAGUCUAGCUCUUUUGAUUUGGAAUGAAAUACAGCAUUUAGCAUGAUCAUAAAAAGCUGGUUCCACUGGAAAUAAAGUCUUUUAAAUCAUCAUUCUA